Durio zibethinus is the source of this 1415-nucleotide messenger RNA. RefSeq lists its product as uncharacterized. Lineage: Eukaryota; Viridiplantae; Streptophyta; Magnoliopsida; Malvales; Malvaceae. The record is from RefSeq and is a predicted model, not a curated record.
CUUUUUUUUUUGGUACAAAUUAUGAAACUAUUACUACUACUUCUACCAAUAUCUGCAAACAAUUAACUUUAGUUUCUUACAAGACCAAGCCAAUGUUUCAAAAGACCAAACUUCGCCAUAAUUUCCAACAUAAUAAAAGUUCAGUUUUUGGCUUUGUGUUUCUGUUACCCACUUCACUUUUUGCUGUUUUCAUUCUUCUUCUUUUAGCUUGCAAUGGCUUAUCUGUCUUCAAUGUUAAUCUUCCUGUUCCCGCCAAAUCUUCACCAGAGACCGCCAAUUUGUUGCCUGAGAAUCUUCCCGGGAACAAAACGGUGACAAAGUUGGUAUCUUCAGUGAUGUAUGCAGUGAAAGAAGAGAAUCCACCUGUUAUUUUAAAAUCCCAUUUGCCUCUACCGCAAAAACCGAACUUUUCGAUGAUUCCUGUUGACAAGCCUUUAAUUUUUAGGCCAAAACAGACUCGUUUUAGCCGUCAAAUAUGGAGGACACUGCGUUCAGGGACAAAAGCAAAGGGGUUUUCCUCUAAAGUUAAGGAUUUUUUCCAGAAUUCCAAGUGUAAGUCUCGGUUUUUCAUGACUUGGAUUUCUUCAAUAGAGUCAUUAGGUGAUAGAGAAUUGCUUUCUAUUGAGAGUGUGUUUAAGUCACACCCAAAAGCUUGUUUAGUUAUUGUGUCAAAUUCAUUGGAUUCUAAAAGGGGAAGCGUUGUUUUGAAGCCGUUUUUGGAUAAGGGGUUUAAGUUGAUUGCAGUUGAUCCUGAUUUUGAUUAUAUAUUCAAGAAUACUUAUGCAGAAGUGUGGUUUAAUCGGUUAAAGAAAGGAAAUGUUGAUCCUGGGGAGGUUUCUUUGGGUCAAAGUCUUUCUAAUUUGCUUAGACUUGCUUUGUUAUAUAAGUAUGGUGGUAUUUAUAUAGAUACAGAUAUUAUAGUUUUAAAGAGUUUCAAUAAUUUAAGAAAUGUGAUUGGUGCUCAAUCCAUCAAUCUUGAAACCAAGAAUUGGAGCAGAUUGAACAAUGCUGUGCUGAUUUUUGAUAAGCAACAUCCAUUGCUGUACAAGUUCAUUCAAGAAUUUGGACUCACUUUUGAUGGAAAUAAGUGGGGUCACAAUGGUCCUUACUUGGUUUCAAGGGUUGUUGCAAGAGUUACUGGUAGGCCUGGAUUUAACUUCACUGUGUUGCCCCCAUCAGCAUUUUAUCCGGUUGAUUGGACCAGGAUUCGAAGCCUAUUUCAGGGGCCUAAAAAUGAGAUCCAUUCAAAAUGGUUGCGUGAUAAGCUUGAGCAGAUCCGCAGGCAAAGCUAUGCGGUUCACCUUUGGAACAGACAGAGUAGGAAAGUUAGAUUUCAAGAAGGGAGCAUUAUUCAUCGUAUUAUAUCAGAUUGUUACAUCUUCUGCAAUUCUCCGAAAUCAAGUUUGUAUGUAUAG